AUGCAGGCCUUUGGACCUCCAGAUGAGGGUCCCCUCCAAGGAUUUGUGGACUCCCACGUUGAGACGUAUGGGGGCCAGCACUGGGCCUCUACCCAGAGUCCUGCUGGCAGUCUCUACCCCCGAGGAAGCCCCAUGCUGGCUCCCUAUCACCUACGCCUCCAAGACCAUGUUCCCUUUGCCAAGGGUUCUGUCCAGGCCCAAGGCCUGUCUCCUAUGAGGUCUCGAGAAGCAGAGCCUGAGAAGAGGCAUGGAGUUCAUUUUGGGGUUGGCCCACCUCACUCCCCCAAACUCAAGGAAGUCACCAAGGCCCGUGAGUUGGAGAUGAGGCUGCAUACGUUCAGCAUGUUUGGGAUACCCCGCCUGCCCCCUGAGGACCGGCAGCACUGGGAGAUAGGAAAGGGUAGUGACAGUGGCCUGACCAUUGAGAAGUCCUGGAAGGAGCUGGUGCCUGGGCACAAGGAGAUGAGCCGGGAGCUUUGCCACCAGCAGGAAGCAUUGUGGGAGCUACUGACCACUGAGCUGAUCUACAUGCGAAAGCUCAAGAUCAUGACCGACCUCCUAGCUGCUGGUUUGCUGAACUUGCAGCGAGUCGGACUGCUGACAGAAGUGUCAGCUGAGACCCUGUUCGGAAAUGUCCCCAGCCUGAUUCGAAGUCACCGGAGCUUUUGGGAAGAGGUGCUUGGGCCUACCCUGAGGGAAACUCGAGCCUCAGGCCAGCCUCUGGACCCUGUCAGCCUACAAGAUGGCUUCCUGGCGUUCAGACAGCGGUUCCAGCCCUAUGUCCAGUACUGCCUGAGAGUGAAGCAGACCAUGGCUUAUGCCCGGGAGCAGCAGGACAGCAGCCCUCUCUUCCGUGCCUUCGUGCAGUGGUGUGAGAAGCACAAGCGCUCAGGAAGGCAGAUGCUGGGUGACUUGCUCAUCAAGCCCCACCAGCGCAUUACCAAGUACCCGCUGCUGCUGCAGGCUGUGCUCAAGAGGAGCCCCGAAGCACGAGCACGCCAGGCCCUGAAUGCUAUGAUUGCUGCUGUGGAGUCAUUCCUGCAACACAUCAACAAGCAAGUCCGCCACAGCGAAGAGCAGGAGAGCUUAGUGGCUGCAGCCCAGCGCAUGGGGCCCUACGAGGUGCUGGAGCCAUCCAGCGAGGAGAUAGAGAAGAACCUGCGUCCAUUCUCCAGCCUGGACCUGACGUCCCCCAUGCUGGGCGUUGCUCCUGAGCACAUCAGGCAGCUGCUGCUGGAGGGACCCGUGCGAGUGAAGGAAGGGCGAGAAGGGAAGCUCGACGUGUACCUUUUCCUCUUCUCUGACGUGCUCCUGGUGACCAAACCCCAACGCAAGGGAGACAAAGCCAAGGUUAUCCGCCCCCCCUUCAUGCUGGAGAAGCUUGUGUGUCGACCACUUCGAGACCCUCACAGCUUCCUGGUGAUCCACCUCAGUGAAUUCCAGUGCGUCUCCAGUGCCCUCGUUGUGCACUGUCCCAGUGCUACAGACUGUGCCCAGUGGCUGGAGAAGACCCAGCAGGCCCAGGUUACCCUUCAAAAGCUGAAGGCAGAGGAGUAUGUCCAACAGAAGAGGGAGCUCCUGGCCCUCUACAGGGACCGGGACCAGGACCAGGAGUGCCAGGGCACCAGGCCCUCCACGCCUUCCCCAGAGGGCUCUCAGAAGAACACGGAGGAGAGGAAUCCAGAGUUGUCUACCAUCAUCCCCCAUCUGGUAGUGACAGAAGACACAGAUGAAGAUGCUCCCUCGGUACCAGAAGAUACCUCAGACUCUGGCUAUGGCACACUGAUCCCAGUGUCCCCCAGGGGGUCCCAUUCCCCACUGCGCCGUCUACGCCCAUGGGCCCUUCGGCGGAAUUACCGCCUCGCCUUCUCCACCCUCGACCUCCAAGAUGUUACUUUGCGCCCCCAGCCUUCUGACCCCCAAGCUCCCCAACGCCGAAGUGCCCCUGAACUGCCAGAAGCUAUCCGAAGAAGAAGCAGUCUUCUCAGGGGAGAAGCACCGACCUGGUCUGAGGAAGAAGAUGGGAACUCGGUGGGAGGGAACGUGGUGGUGGAAACCUUGCAUAGGGCCCAACUUCGGGGGCAGCUCCCCCACUCCCCAACCCACACUGACUCUGCUGGGGAAAGCUCCUGGGCAUCUUCAGAGGACGAGGAAGAGGGGCUCCUCUUUCUGAGACCCCACCGUACCCCCUCUCCCCGCCCCCUCCGAGCUGAGGACAUGCUCAGAGAGAUCCGGGAGGAGCUGGCCAGCCAAAGGAUUGAGGGCAUCCCGGAGCCUAGGGACAACAGGCCUCGGAAGCUGACUCGGAUCCAACUGCAAAGGAUGCGUGGGCCCCACACUGUACAACUGGACACCCCCCUGUCCACGUCGUAAGUGCUGAAAGGAAGGUGGUAUGAGAAGGAAGAGGGGAAGGCUAGUAUGGAGUGGGAAGGGGUGUCAGACAAGGAGGUCGGUGGGGAGGGGGUCAGUGUAAGAGGGCACAGAGCAGGGGCCACGGCAGGGGAGGGCCCUUAGCCCCACUCUUCACCCCGCGUCCGCCUUUACCUAACAUCCACCUCCUUUCUUUACAGAGAGGUUUGAGGAACACUCGGGACCUUUGCCGUUGCUCCUUCAGGAAAUCUCUCCACAAGAGUGCUGGUCACCACCUCCACCCUUGGACUCUACCUCAAGGUCCACACUCCCCACCAGGAAGCCUGGCCCAGGCACCCUCAUGCUUCCUGCUCUAAAAACUCUGGGGAUCAAGAGCUGUACAUUUAUGUUCCAUAGACACCUGAGCCCCACAUAAAAGUUGUGCAUAAAAAUGACUGCCCAGUCAGCGCUAGAUGAGGGUGGGAAAAACCUGGGGUGGGGGUGAGUAACAGAGUGAACACAGGCUACUCCUGUCAGCUGGC
This is a messenger RNA of Pteropus alecto (black flying fox), 2891 nucleotides long. It is a transcript of the gene PLEKHG6, whose product is annotated as pleckstrin homology and RhoGEF domain containing G6. The coding region runs from base 1 to 2373 and encodes 790 amino acids. The transcript is spliced from 14 exons. The record is from RefSeq and is a predicted model, not a curated record. Gene Ontology annotation, molecular function: guanyl-nucleotide exchange factor activity; GTPase activator activity. NCBI's taxonomy places the organism in Eukaryota, Metazoa, Chordata, Mammalia, Chiroptera, Pteropodidae.